UUUGAAAGUUUGAAUGCUGUGAUUAAUGCUCCAUCCGAGACACACUUCCCAACGACGUCCAUCCCCAACUUCCAUGGCGGAAAAGUGGAACAUCUGUCCUCUGACGCCUCCCUGCAAUCACCUUCCGUCCAGGUUUAUGCCAUUACAGCAGCCCUUCUUCCCUUCUCAGAUCUCUCUUCCUAAAAGAUCCAACUUUUUCCAAUAUUCCACAAGCUGCUGCUCCAUCCAUGGCUUCCUCCUCUUGCCUCGAUCUCAGUCUCGUCCUGGUUCCCAAGAUCGAGCCCAAAGAAGAGCCAAUCGAAACAGACCUCCUCAUCUCUCCAAUCCGAAGAAAACUCGACUCUUGUACUGCUUUUUGUUCCCGGAUUGACUCCUCGGUUACUAACAAGGAUGCUCUUUUUUCCGAGUAUCAUCUCCUCGAUCGACAUUUUCAGACAGCUGAGAAGCUCCCCGGUUCCAUCUUCACUGACUUACCCUAUCCACAGUUUACGACAGCUUCUUCCACCAUGGUCGUCAGGAAGAAGAGAAAAGCUCGAUCUUCCGAAAUGGUGAGGAUCUCCUUUCUCAGCGAUCAGGAUCACAUUUGCUUCCGGCACCUUGUGCGCCGGGCACGGAUCACCUUUGAGUCUCUUAGGGUUUGCCUUAUCCGGGACGAUGAGAGGGGGGAGAAUUUAGAGGUCCUCAGGAGGCGUAACCGGACCGACAUAAAGGCUGCGGUAUUCAUGGCUGAUCGCGGCCUUUGGCUCAAUCGCGACAAGCGGAUCAUCGGCUCGAUCCCUGGAAUCUUCGUCGGAGAUGUCUUCUUCUUCAGGAUGGAGCUCUACAUUAUUGGCCUGCACGGCCAGGUCCAGGCCGGGAUCGACUACGUACCAGCGAGGCGGAGCAGCUGCGGGGAGCCCAUUGCUACCAGCAUUAUCGUUUCAGGUGGCUAUGAGGAUGAUGAAGAUAAUGGGGACGUGCUUAUAUACACCGGCCAUGGCGGAAGGCACAAAAAUCUACACAAGAUGUGCGAUCAACAGAAGCUGGAGGGAGGGAACUUGGCCCUCGAGAGAAGCAUGAAGUAUGGGAUUGAGAUCAGAGUGAUUCGUCGAGCGAAGAUUGAUCACAGCCCUACGGGUAGGGUUUAUGUCUACGAUGGCCUUUAUAAAAUUGUUGAUUGUUGGCUAGAUGUUGGAAAGUCUGGUUAUGGAGUCUACAAAUACAAGCUUUUGAGAAUAGAGGGCCAAGAAGAGAUGGGAAGUGCAACACUGAAGCUGGCAGAAAGCUUGAAAUCCAAUUCAACGGAAGUAAGGAAGACUGGUUUCUUCUGCAAUGACUUCUCAGAAGGGAGGGAGAGCUUCCCUGUUUCCUUCUUCAAUGACCUUGAUGAUAAUCGGGAUCCUCUACAUUUUGAUUAUCUUGCCCGUCCAAUCUACCCUCCGGCUUUCCAGGAAAAGUUUCAUGGUGAAUGCAGAGGUGGAUGCCAAUGUGGUACAAAUUGUUCAUCGUAUUGCAUCUGUGCAACCCUAAAUGGGGGUGAAUUUGCUUAUGAUUCAAGUGGAAUUCUUCUAAGAGGGAAACCAAUGAUAUAUGAGUGUGGCAUUGCUUGCAGGUGCCCACUGAGUUGUCCGAACCGAGUGAGCCAGAAGGGAAUUCAACACCGAUUGGAAGUCUUCCGGUCGAACGAAACAGGCUGGGGCGUUCGAUCCUGGGAUUUGAUUCGAGCUGGGACUUUCAUUUGUGAAUUUAGUGGAAUAGUGCUUACAAAGCAGCAAACGGAACUGCUUUCCAUGGCUGGUGAAAGUUUGGUUUAUCCCAAUCGUUUUCCUGAAAGAUGGGUGGAAUGGGGAGAUAUAUCUGAUGUUUUUCCAGAUUUUAUUCCUCCAAAAUAUCCUUGUUUGUCAGAAUUGAGCUUCUCCCUUGAUGUUUCAAGAGCUAGGAAUGUGGCCUCUUAUUUUUGUCACAGUUGUUGCCCGAAUGCUUUUGUGCAGUUCGUUUUAUAUGAUCACUAUAAUCUGUUGUAUCCUCAUCUAAUGAUAUUUGCCAUGGAGAAUAUACCUCCUCUGAGAGAGCUGAGCAUAGAUUAUGGGGAAUUAGAUGAAUGGUUGGGGAAGAUGAUAGCGUAGCUCUCUCUAUGGACGUGCUACUUCAGCUGUAUGCAAAUUUCCUUGUAACGAGCUACUUUUGGUGACCGUUCUUCAACUGGUGUAUAAUAACCUUUUGCAUCAUGGUAAAAGAUGAAAGUUUUGAACUAGAAGGCAUGGUAAGAUGAGUUCUUCUAAAUUUUGGCACAAAAUCAUCCCAUCGUGUGCACAUUCUGUGUAGAAUCAUGUGUAUAGGUAUGUAAUAUACCUGUUUUUAGCAUAUAAUUAGAUGCACAUUUUGUACAUAUUUGUUUUUUUAUAUCGCAUCCUUCUCUGAAAUUCCUAUGGGUUAGUUUGGCUAUGAUUGUCUUAUAGUUAGACCAAUAAGCUGAUAAAUUUUCAAAGUUGCAAGCUUACGGAGUACUAGAAAUCUUAACUGGCACUUAAUCAAAUCGAUCAUGUAAUAUGUAUGUCUUAAAGUGUAGUUACUAUUUACACUAGUCAAUUUUUUUUGAG
Molecule: messenger RNA, 2579 nt
Organism: Phalaenopsis equestris
Lineage: Eukaryota; Viridiplantae; Streptophyta; Magnoliopsida; Asparagales; Orchidaceae
Product: histone-lysine N-methyltransferase family member SUVH2-like
Exons: 3
Coding region: 228-2105 (625 amino acids)
Cellular component (GO): nucleus
Molecular function (GO): protein binding; histone methyltransferase activity; zinc ion binding
Source: RefSeq, a predicted model, not a curated record